Suillus plorans is the source of this 735-nucleotide messenger RNA. RefSeq lists its product as uncharacterized. NCBI's taxonomy places the organism in Eukaryota, Fungi, Basidiomycota, Agaricomycetes, Boletales, Suillaceae. The record is from RefSeq and is a predicted model, not a curated record. The coding region runs from base 132 to 641 and encodes 169 amino acids. The transcript is spliced from 3 exons.
CACUACCAUGGCGACUUCUGUUUCAUUUCAUAGUGCCGUUGGUCUUCAGAACGGAAGCAGGUAUCAGAUUGAUAAGAAGAACUUUUUGAGGACGCCGAGACCUGUCUACAGCAUGCAUUUUGCCCCUCUCAAUGUCUACGUCGAAUCUCGAUGAAUCCAAUGACAGAAUCUUAGACAAGUUACCGGGCGAUUUUUACUCUUAUUUCAGUUCAGGCAGCCUCAAAGAAGCCAAGCACACUCAGUUCAAUGCACCAGAAACACUCCCGACUAUCUCGCGAUGUAACUCAUCCUGGAGUUCGAAAUCUCUCGGUGGAAAAGGGAUUGGUGAGAAACGGGCGCGUGCGCGUGAUUGCACUGCAUCGUCAAUUCAUCGAAAUCCAACUUAUACGUUUGAGAGCUACUGCAUCUCGCGCAUCACCUUUUCGUUCCAUCCAAACCGUUCGUCAUGGACAGUAAAUCCCAGACAAUUUCCACUCAGACCUGCAUAUGCAACUACAUUCAAUGGUUGUCAAGGUUUGACGUUAGCGCGGACCGUCCAUGACCUGCAAAAGGAUCUGUUUGCUCACGGUCAAUUGUAUACGGCUUUGUCGAGGGUCAGAGGUAGGAGCUCCAAUUUACUGAAUGAAAAUUGCCUCAUUUAGACCUUUGUGCACGUAUCGUGUAUACUAUUAUAUCGAGCUCGUUUGCAAGGGCCAUAUCCAACCUCGAACAUACAAACACAUCUUCUACACCUAU